Molecule: messenger RNA, 4082 nt
Organism: Loxodonta africana (African savanna elephant)
Lineage: Eukaryota; Metazoa; Chordata; Mammalia; Proboscidea; Elephantidae
Gene: UBE2G1
Product: ubiquitin conjugating enzyme E2 G1
Biological process (GO): protein polyubiquitination; ubiquitin-dependent protein catabolic process
Molecular function (GO): ubiquitin conjugating enzyme activity
Source: RefSeq, a predicted model, not a curated record
AUGGCGUCUGCGGGGCGUCUACAAGAAGAGGCCUUGGCAGGCAGCGGGGCGUCGACCUUCUCAAGAUGGCGGCGGUUGAGCCAACUGCGCGUAGGGGGCGGGGCUCCGCCGCCGGGGGCGGGGCAGGGAGGCAAAGAGGUCGGGUUAGCGGGCGGGCUGCUUCGGAAGCCAGCAGGCCGAGGGCGCCUGCGCGGAGCGGCCCUUCGCGCAGUGAGGCAGCGGCAGGGGAAGGCACCGGUGGGGCAGACGGGCGGGUUGAAGGAGGGAAGCAGGCGAGCGAAGUCCCAGUGCGCGCCGCGGCGACUCGGAGCUGAAGCGAGCGGACUCGAACCGGCAGCGAGGAGCCGCUACCGCCGCCCCAGCUCGGCCUCCCUCGGCUUCGGCGCUCCCGUCGUGGGGCCCGGUUUCCUCAGUACCCCCAGCUCCAGCCGCCCCUAGAGCCUGCUCCCAGCCCUUGGAAAGCCCCGGCGCCAGCCCGGGCCCUUGGCCGGGAGGAUGACGGAGCUGCAGUCGGCGCUGCUCCUGCGAAGACAGCUGGCAGAACUCAACAAAAAUCCAGUGGAAGGCUUUUCAGCAGGUUUAAUAGAUGACAAUGAUCUUUAUCGAUGGGAAGUCCUUAUUAUUGGUCCUCCAGAUACACUUUAUGAAGGUGGUGUUUUUAAGGCUCAUCUCACUUUCCCAAAAGAUUAUCCCCUUCGGCCUCCAAAAAUGAAAUUCAUUACAGAAAUCUGGCAUCCAAAUGUUGACAAAAAUGGUGAUGUGUGCAUUUCUAUUCUUCAUGAGCCUGGAGAAGAUAAAUAUGGUUAUGAAAAGCCAGAGGAACGCUGGCUCCCCAUCCACACUGUGGAAACCAUCAUGAUUAGUGUCAUUUCUAUGCUGGCAGACCCCAACGGAGACUCACCUGCUAAUGUCGAUGCUGCGAAGGAAUGGAGGGAAGACAGAAAUGGAGAAUUCAAAAGGAAAGUUGCCCGCUGUGUAAGAAAAAGCCAAGAGACUGCUUUUGAGUGACAUUUAUUCAGCAGCUAGUAACUUCACUUAUUUCAGGGUCUCCAAUUGAGAAACAUGGCACUGUUUUUCCUGCACUCUACCCACCUAUUGCUGGACUUCUGUUGUAACAAGUUGGCAAACACUGGCUGGAACUGGGCUGCAAUAAAACAUGCCAGUUAUCAAUGCUGACAAGAGCCUAACAAGUGCCAACUUACAGAUGAUUACGCAUUUUGAAUUCUAAUGAACUGUUUUAACCUUCAGGAAGAAAUGUAAAGACAUGUACAUAGCACAACGUGAUCCGGAUAAUAUAUAUACUGUCCCUGUACAUCCACAAAUACACCGUGUACCAAAUGAUGCUUUCUUGUCGUGGAAUAAGAAUCGUGUAAAUUCUGAAAGAUUUUAGCAGGUUUUCUUUCCCUAUUCAUUGUUUCUUAUCAGUUUUAAAAGUCUCCUUAAAGCAUGUCAGAUAAAAAGCAAUUAGGAUUAAAAGUUUCCAUUUAAUUUCCCUUUAAACCAUUGAGGCUUCAUUAAAAUCUUUUCACUUACUAAACUUUUGUAUCUCCUUUGUUUUGGCACAUUCCCCUUUGCUUUUAUCCCUUCUGUCUGCCGGAAAGUUCUCAAAUCAUUUAGUUCAAAUACUGAAAUACUUAAUAAGCAAUGACUUGAUUUUAAUGAUGACUUCGGAGAAGUGGUCAUCGCUAGGUGCUUUGCCCUUUUUGUAUUCUAGUUGCACCCGUCUCUCAGAUUGGAUGUAGCAAUAACAUUUUUGGCUGUUGAAAGCUCUUGAACCCAGUCAUUACCCUUCAGAACUGAAGAGUUGGUUCUGAAUUCAAUUUAUUUAAACAAUACAAAAUUCCGAAUUUUCCUCCCUCCAGUUGCCUAAUGUUAAGGUUGGAUAAAUAAAGCAUGCACAGCUAUAGGCUUUCUACUUAACUUCUGGGUUUGCUAUUACAAAUGCUGUUUACCCUCACACCCUUCUCCUUAGCCCUUACUAUUUCUUUGCCUCUAUUCUAUACUGCAGAUUUUUCUCACCUGUUGUACAAAGAAAUUGCGAUGUAUAUUUUCAUGUAAUUUGAUUUUGGAAUUCUGUCACCUUAUGUAGUGAGUUCUUCCAAAAUAUAAUUUUUUCCAAUAAUUGUCAAGUUGUUGGCUUUUAUUGUAUUGAAUGAAGGUUACAAUAUCGAAUGACAGAAGUGCAGUUUAGAAAAAUCUCAGGUUGAUUCCUUAUGCAAACAAACUUAAUACUUGAAAAUCACGUGGCUGUGGCAGUGUAUUGGGUUACGUCUGGAUUCUCACGUGAAUCUAAAAUCAUUACGGGGUAAAUGCUUUGCUAUUUGACAUAUAGGUUCUGUCACUGACAUAGCGUACUUGGAUUUGAUUAAUGUUUGAGGAUAAGUAUACUCCAUAUCAUACAGUAUGUUUCUAAAACCACUUCAGAAAAUGAUAAAAUAAGCAUGCGCAGCCUUAAAGGCAGGCUUAGGUUCCUCCGUAUUUGUUAUGAGGUUGGGAGUGGGGAGUAAUCUUUGACAUAUAAGGGGUAGACCUUGAGGCAAUACCAGAUGGAACGUAGUGUUUAAUGGUGAGAUCAGUGCAUCUCUCCUCUGUGGGGUUUGGAGAAAUGCUUUGGCAGAAGAGUGAAAGGAUUCCUGCCAACAGCCCAGGCCUCUACAAACUUUGCAUGUUAUUUUUUAAGCAGAAGUAAAAUGGUUGAGGAUGUAGUCACAGUAGAGAAUGAGUCUUCUAAAUCCCAGUCUGUUCUCCACUAUGAAACAUUAUAAAAACCCAUAAGCAGUAUGGAAACCAUAAAUGUGUAGUCGCUGAAUGUGAAAAUUGUUUGGUUUGAUUCAUUGGAGCCCUGUUUUCUUCAAGAACUUAGUUUGUGACUUUUUUUUCUUUCAAAGACUCUAAAAUUUGUUGCCCAAAAGUGCCAGCACUGCACACCUACCUGGGACUUGGAACGCAAUCCCUUUUACUCUUAAAUCAGAAAUUGUUCACAUGGUGGUUGCUUGUGGCAAUAUGGAGUCUGAAUUUUGUUCUCCUCUUGCUGUAAUUCUGCUAGCAGUCUGUUGAGUCAAAACCCGGGAUUUGGCCCUUUAGGGAGUAGCAAAUGACCUAGUAACUCAGGGACAAUGAUUAUCGAACUUCAAGUGCCACUUUAACGCAGUUACUUUGGUAUAACCAUGUUUUUUUUAGGGCUAGAUCUAGGGAGUGGAAGAGAGCCAGGAACGAGGGCCCCUCUCUUCACACUCCUUCCCACCUGGUGCCCUGACUAUGCUACAUACUGAAACACUGGCCUAGAGAGAUGUCAUGACUUCUUUUCCUCUGUCAGAGGUGUCAUCUGUGCCUUUCUCUGUGUUCAUCUGACUGUGUGUAUUUAAAUGCCUCUACAUUUGAUAGUAAAUCACACUCGGGUGACACUGAUCCAGGUGGCUUUUGUCCCACCAGUACCUCAUCAUUAGUGUGAGGUGAUUCCUCUCUGCUUUAGGAAAAGGGUUUUUUCCCCUAACCUUGUACCAACAAUCAACAACAUCUAUAUAUUUUUAUGGAUUGUAGAACUGUUGGCAGUUUCCUAAAUUUAUUCCAAGUUCUUGUAAAGGCUUACAGAUCUCAGUCUGUGCUCAUACUGGGGUGGAUGAUCUCCAUGACUUUACGGUCUUUUCUUGUGAGUUUAAAAUCUGGGAGGUUGGUUUCCUUGUCAUUAUAAAGUAUUAUCUUUGUUAGGUUAUUCCACUAAUUCUGUGAUCCCCUGGGUGUCAUAUUUAAUGGCCUUUAUUCUCGGUUGUGAAAUUUUGUUUUAUAUGCUCACUCACCCUCUAUGAAUCCACCCAGUUUGGGUUGUGGUGCCUGUGUAUCUUUGCCCAUCUGGUCUCUAGUUGGUGGAAUUACCUUUUUUUUUGUACUGCCACUUCUCAGCAUCUUUGAAAUUGGACAUAAUAUUGCUUCGUUCCAGGUUUUUUUUUUUUUUUUUUAGUUCUGUAAUUUGUUGAUUGUAUUUAACUAUGUGAGUUCUGUUGUGAUGUUUACUGUAUUGUAAAGCACCUCAAUCAUGUGAUGGGUGCUCUAUAAAUCAAUAAAUGGAUGACUUAGAGGCUGUA